AUGGCAUUCUCGCUUGGUCGUUCUCUAUUUUCAUUUACAACACCAUCAACAACGACAAAUAAUAAUAAUACAAUCGAUCAAGAAACGAUUGAAAGUCUUUGUGAUCGUUUACAAACGGCAAAACGUAUCAAAGAUCGGCGACAUAUUGUAUGUGCUCUUAAAGCACUUUCUAAAAAAUGCAAACUUGAAGUUGGUACUAAAAGUAUAACUUUAUUAGCAAAUAUUUUACAAGGUGAUAGAACUGAUUUCGAUCUUAUUCAAUUGGUACUUGAAACAUUAACUAAUCUGAUCACAUACGAUGUUGGUAGUGAUGAAGAACAAUCAGAUUUACCGCAAGGUAAUUACUGUUCAAUUUACAGGUAAAAGUUUUAUCGGCUAGAGAAAAAGAAUAAAUGAAAAAGUUUGUUCUUUAGAAUUAUAUAUUCAAAAUAAGAAACGUGUUCA
Molecule: messenger RNA, 444 nt
Organism: Rotaria sp. Silwood2
Lineage: Eukaryota; Metazoa; Rotifera; Eurotatoria; Philodinida; Philodinidae
Source: the annotation of a GenBank genome assembly